Messenger RNA from Owenia fusiformis, 1752 nucleotides. The record is from the annotation of a GenBank genome assembly. NCBI's taxonomy places the organism in Eukaryota, Metazoa, Annelida, Polychaeta, Sabellida, Oweniidae.
AAUCAAACUCGACUUCCUGAAAAAGUUUUGUGAAAGUUUUAUUCUCUUAUUUGUAUUAUAUUUAGGUGUUUAUACAUUACUAUAGAAUGGGCUGAGACAGAAUUUGGAUUCAGAAUGGCACAAACAGUCGGAACACAAAAUAAGAGCGACAGUCGACUAAACCGGCUUAGUGAAGAAAGCUUACAACAACCCCCAGAGAAAGUAUUUGACCUGCUUGGGAAGCUUGGCGAGGGGUCAUAUGGCAGCGUUUACAAGGCUCUCCACAAGGAGUCAGGUCAGGUCCUGGCCAUCAAACAAGUCCCUGUAGACUCGGAUCUGCAGGAAAUCAUCAAAGAAAUCUCAAUUAUGCAACAGUGUGACAGUCCAUACAUUGUGAAGUAUUAUGGCAGCUAUUUUAAAGAGACUGAUCUAUGGAUCGUUAUGGAGUAUUGUGGCGCUGGUUCUGUCUCUGAUCUGAUGAGGCUACGUAAUAAAACACUAACAGAAGAUGAAAUCGCAACUGUAUUAUCAUACACGCUCAAAGGACUUGAAUAUUUACAUGAAAGGCGAAAAAUUCAUAGAGACAUUAAAGCAGGCAAUAUCUUACUUAAUACUGAAGGCCAGGCAAAACUAGCUGAUUUUGGUGUCGCAGGACAGUUAACAGACACAAUGGCAAAGCGCAACACUGUGAUAGGGACCCCUUACUGGAUGGCCCCAGAAGUCAUUCAAGAAAUAGGAUAUGACUGUGUCGCUGAUAUUUGGAGUUUAGGUAUUACAUCUCUGGAGAUGGCAGAGGGGAAGCCACCCUAUGCUGACAUACAUCCCAUGAGGGCAAUAUUUAUGAUACCUACCAAACCUCCACCAUCAUUUAGAAACCCGAACAAAUGGUCACCAGAGUUUAUAGACUUUGUCUCAGUAUGUCUUGUAAAGGACCCAGAGAAGAGGGCCUCUGCCAAAGAAUUGUUACUUCAUGAUUUCAUCAAACGUGCCAAACCUGUCUCUAUGCUACAGAAACUCUUACAAGAGGCCAGGGAAAUACAAGAAGCUCAAUUGCUAGAGAAUGAGCAAGAAUCUGAUGAAGAGACUGACACAGGCACAAUGGUGAAGGGGAACCCAGACUCAGGAACCAUGAUAGCUCACAAAAAUGAAACUGGGACUAUGGUGCCAAGUGGGGACAGUGGUACAGUGGGAGUUAACAGUGAAAGUAACACAAUGACAUCCAUAGACUCUGAGAUAGGAACUAUGGUAAUCAACGAAGACAGUGAAGAUGAUGAGGCAACCAUGAAAAGACAUGACACAGAGAAUGCAAAGAGCAAAUACCGCCCAGCUUAUUUGGACCACUUUGAAAGGCAAGAACGGGAACAGUCCCCCCAGCAAGCAGUGCAACCCCCACCAGUGCAACCUUCUCCACCAGUCAGUACCCCCCAGCCAGCCCCUACUCCUCCCCCACAGAAGCAAGCCCUACCCCCCAGUGGACCUUUAUUUCAGAGGAAUUUUAUCGAAGGGGACUUUGAUUUUAUUACGAAUAUGAGUUUAGAAGAGUUAGAACAAAGAAUAGCAAGCCUAGAUCCAGAAAUGGAGCGUGAGAUUGAGGAACUUCAUAAACGAUAUCAUGCCAAGAGGCAACCAAUUCAUGACGCUAUAGAAGCUAAGAAGAAAAGACAACAAAACUUCUAGUACAUGUGCUUUUAAUAAAUAUGUUGCUAGCAAUCAUUGAGCUUCUUGUGUGAUGUGGAUGUAGAGCAAUCCUGAAUCCUCAAUCUGGAUUUAGAG